Messenger RNA from Mastomys coucha (southern multimammate mouse), 927 nucleotides. Its product is annotated as vomeronasal type-1 receptor 4-like. The record is from RefSeq and is a predicted model, not a curated record. Lineage: Eukaryota; Metazoa; Chordata; Mammalia; Rodentia; Muridae. Gene Ontology annotation, cellular component: membrane. Bases 1 to 927 code for a protein of 308 amino acids. The transcript has a single exon. Gene Ontology annotation, molecular function: pheromone receptor activity. Gene Ontology annotation, biological process: G protein-coupled receptor signaling pathway.
AUGUCUGCUCAUGAUAAAUCCCUGAAAACCACUGAGGAAGUGGCUCUUCAGAUCCUCUUGCUUUGUCAGUUUGGAGUUGGGACUGUGGCCAAUGUCUUUCUGUUUGCCCAUAAUUUCUCUUCAAUCUUCACUGGUUCUCAACAGAGGCCCAGACAGGUGAUUUUAAGCCACAUGGCUGUGGCCAAUGACUUGAUUCUCUUUCUCAUUGCAUUUUCAAAGAACAUGAUGGCUUUUCCUCCAAGAAAUCCUCAAACAGACCUCAAAUGUAAAAUAGAAUUCUUUACUUGCAUGGUGGCAAAAAGCACAAACUUGUGUGCCACCUGUGUCCUGAGUAUCCAUCAGUUUGUCACUCUUGUUCCUGUUAAUGGAGGUAAAGUAAUAUUCAGUGCAAGUGUCCCAAAUUUGGCGAGUUAUUCUUGUUACAGUUGUUGGGCCUUCAGUAUCUUAAAUAACAUCUACAUUCCAUUUAAGGUCACUGGUCCACAAAUAUCAGACAAUAACACUGACCCUAAGAGCAAGUUGUUUUGUUCCACUUUUGGAUUCAGUGUAGGUAUUAUCUUCUUGCAGUUUGCCGAUGAUGCCACAUUCAUGAGCAUCAUGGUCUGGACCAGUUUCUCCAUGGUACUUCUCCUCCAUAGACACAGGCAGGUAAUGCAGCACAUCCUCACUCCCAAUCAGGACACCAGAGGCCAAGCUGAGACCAGAGCAACCAAUACUAUCCUGAUGCUGGUGUUCACAUUUGUUAGCUUUUAUCUUCUAAAUUUAAUUUGUUUCAUCUUUCAUAUCUAUUUCAUAGAUUCUAGUGUAAUCAUGAGGCAUGUAGGUGUGGUUUUCGUAGUAAGCUUCCCCACAAUUUCUCCCUUAUUGUUGAUCUUUAGAGACCCUAAGGAUCCUUGUUCUGCACUCUUCAACUGUGGAAAGCCAUAG